Morus notabilis is the source of this 1848-nucleotide messenger RNA. Its product is annotated as ammonium transporter 3 member 1. Gene Ontology annotation, cellular component: plasma membrane. The transcript has 3 exons. The record is from RefSeq and is a predicted model, not a curated record. Gene Ontology annotation, biological process: ammonium transmembrane transport. Bases 94 to 1545 code for a protein of 483 amino acids. Gene Ontology annotation, molecular function: ammonium channel activity. NCBI's taxonomy places the organism in Eukaryota, Viridiplantae, Streptophyta, Magnoliopsida, Rosales, Moraceae.
GAAUUUCUCCCCCAAGUCCUCCUCCCUUAAAUAUAAACCUUACUUCCCGUCUCCAGUUGACUUACUAGUUUGGCAACAGUAAACCUUGUAGUCAUGGCCACCGCACCUUCUUCCCCGAGCUUGUCGGUCCCUGACUGGCUAAACAAGGGCGACAACGCGUGGCAGAUGAUCUCGGCCACGCUGGUAGGCCUGCAAAGCGUCCCGGGGCUGGUCAUCCUGUAUGGCAGCAUCGUGAAGAAGAAGUGGGCGGUCAACUCGGCCUUCAUGGCGCUCUACGCCUUCGCGGCCGUGGUAAUCUGCUGGGUUACCUGGGCCUACAAGAUGUCCUUUGGCGAAAAGCUCCUCCCCUUCUGGGGCAAAGCCGGGCCAGCCCUCGGCCAGAAUUUCCUAAUCUCCCAGUCCAAGCUCCCUGCAACGACGCACUACCACUCCGAUGGAGUGACGGUGGAGACGCCGAUGGUAACGCCUUAUUAUCCGGCAGCGACAAUGGUGUGGUUCCAGUGCGUGUUCGCGGCGAUCACGGUUAUUCUGCUGGCGGGAUCGGUGCUUGGGAGGAUGAACUUCAAAGCGUGGAUGAUGUUCGUGCCGCUUUGGCUGACGUUCAGCUACACCGUCGGAGCAUUCAGCUUGUGGGGCGGCGGAUUCUUGUUCCACUGGGGAGUCAUGGACUAUUCCGGCGGUUACGUUAUUCAUCUCUCCUCCGGGAUCGCGGGCUUUACCGCCGCUUUCUGGGUGGGGCCCAGAGCGAAGAAAGACAGAGAGAGAUUCCCGCCAAACAACGUAUUGUUGAUGUUGGCGGGGGCAGGGCUACUGUGGAUGGGAUGGGCAGGAUUCAACGGUGGAGAUCCCUACGCGGCCAACACGGACUCAUCUAUGGCCGUUCUUAACACCAACAUCUGCGCUGCCACCAGCCUCCUCGUAUGGACUUGGCUUGAUGUCAUCUUCUUUAACAAGCCCUCAGUCAUUGGAGCUGUCCAAGGAAUGAUCACUGGCCUUGUUUGCAUCACUCCUGGCGCAGGUCUAGUACAAGGAUGGGGAGCCAUAGUAAUGGGAGUAAUGUCCGGAAGCGUGCCAUGGUUCACCAUGAUGAUCAUAGACAAGAGGUGGAAGCUCUUCCCCAAAAUCGACGACACCCUCGGCGUCUUCCACACGCACGCCGUGGCCGGCCUUCUCGGGGGCCUCCUCACCGGGCUCUUCGCCGAGCCCCGGCUGUGCUCCCUCUUCCUGCCCGUCACCAACUCCCGCGGAGCCGUCUAUGGCGGCUCUGGGGGUGUGCAAAUCUUGAAACAGCUCGUGGGCGGGCUCUUCAUUAUUGGCUGGAACUUCGUCGCAACGUCAGUUAUUUGCAUUGCGAUAAAGACGGUGAUGCCGUUGAGGAUGCCGGAGGAUCAGCUGCUGAUCGGCGACGACGCUGUGCAUGGCGAGGAGGCCUACGCCUUGUGGGGUGAUGGUGAGAAGUAUGAUUUUUUGAAACAUGAGAUUUUCUCGGAUGACAAUUCACAACCUCGUCAGUACCCUUCAAGUGGUGCUACUCAAGUGGUCUAAUUGGAGACAGAUAUAUUUGAUUAACUAGUUCAUUUCAGGCAUUAGGAUUUGGGGUUUGGUUUUAAAAAAAAAAAAAAAAGAAAGAAAAAAAAAUUCUACCUUUGUAAUAUGUUGGUUUGCGUGAUAGUAAUUGUUAAGAGGUACUUGAAUGUGAAUUAUGCAUUGAUGGGAAAGUCUUCUGGAAACGAGAGUUUUUAAUUUACUAAGGAAACUACUGAUAAUAAUUCUGUUCUUUUACAUUUGUUUUCUUUUCUUGUCUUUUGAUCUUCUGGCCUUGACAAAAAAAUCCGAUUGGAAUCAUCG